AUGGCUACACCUGUAAAUGAGAAUAUUGAUCCUAUUGCUUGUUUACAAGAACAAACGGAAAAACUUUUAGCAACUAAUGAGAAACUUAAGGAGGAGAAUGGAAGACUUAAAAAUGAAAAUAAAUGUCAAAAAGAUGAGAUAAGAGGAUUAACGGAGCAACUGGAACAAGAGAGGAAAAGAAUACGUUUUUCAAUUGAAUGUUUUAAGGACAAUGACAUUCUCAUUAGGUUUUAUACGGGGCUGGAAGACUACAAAACCUUCAAAACAUUGUUUGAUUCAUUUGGACCGGCAGUGAAUAAUCUGGUGUAUUAUGGUACCAAGACUGAUUUGGAAAGGUUAAGCUCUGAAGAUGUAAUUAAACGUGGACCUAAAAGAACAAAUUCACCUGAACAGGAAUUUUUCCUUGUGUUGGCUCGCUUGCGAUUGGGGCUUUUAGAAGAAGAUAUAGCGACCAGAGCUGGGUUGUCUCAAUCACAUAUGUCAAGAAUAUUUAUUACUUGGGUUGACUUCUUGCAUUCAAGGUUAUGUAGCUUUCCAAUUUGGCCAUCCAGAAAAGCAGUUGAUAAUUCAAUGCCAGCUUCAUUUAGAGAUAUGUAUCCUUCGACACGAGUUAUUAUUGAUUGCACAGAAAUAUUUAUUGAAAAACCAAAUUCUUUUAGAAGUCAAAGUGCAACAUUCUCCACUUACAAAAGCCACAACACUGCCAAGGGUUUAGUUGGCAUAAGCCCAUCAGGAGCUGUCACUUUUGUAUCGGAUUUGUAUGCAGGAAGAUCAAGUGAUCAACAAAUUACUAUUGAUUGUGGAAUUCUGAACUUGGUAGAAAAUGGAGACUCAAUUAUGGCUGAUAGAGGAUUUGAUAUUGAGCACAAUUUACCAGAUGGAGUGUCACUAAAUAUACCACCAUUCAUGCGUGAGAAAGAGCACUUGUCAAUUGAAGAGGAAACCAAGACUCGAAGAAUAGCUUCUGUUAGGAUCCAUGUGGAGCGGGCAAUUGCCAGAAUAAAGAACUUUAAAAUUUUAAGUACAGUCUUUCCAAUUUCCAUGGCAGCAAAUUUAAACAAAAUUUGGGUGAUUUGUUGUUACCUUUCUAACUUUUUACCACCACUACUUGUAGAAAAUAACAAGCUGGACUAG
Messenger RNA from Dendronephthya gigantea, 1134 nucleotides. RefSeq lists its product as uncharacterized. The record is from RefSeq and is a predicted model, not a curated record. Lineage: Eukaryota; Metazoa; Cnidaria; Anthozoa; Malacalcyonacea; Nephtheidae. The transcript has a single exon. The coding region runs from base 1 to 1134 and encodes 377 amino acids.